Messenger RNA from Drosophila novamexicana, 1113 nucleotides. Its product is annotated as putative GPI-anchored protein pfl2. NCBI's taxonomy places the organism in Eukaryota, Metazoa, Arthropoda, Insecta, Diptera, Drosophilidae. The coding region runs from base 42 to 968 and encodes 308 amino acids. The transcript has 2 exons. The record is from RefSeq and is a predicted model, not a curated record.
AGCAACAUUAUCUGUACCAGCAGCAACAACAACAACAACGCAUGACAGCUUCGCCCAGCGGAAGCGGCAGCGGCAACAACAAUAACAACAACACGCAUAGUAUUAACAAUUUUGUGGCGCGUGGCGGAAUUGAGGCGACCACAUUGAAGUACGGCAACACGGGCAGCGGGAGCUUUAAGAGCGAUCUGAGCAGCACAUCGUGCACAUCCUCAACAUCGUCGUGCAGCUCGCUGAAUAGCCACAGUGCCGAUCAUCAUCAACAUUACCAAUAUCAGCUGCAGCAGCAGAGGACGCCGCGCUGCCCACAUCAUGUACCACUGCCGGACAGCGAGUACGGACAGGAUCGUCAUCUGCAAAUACGCAGCAGCUACCAGCAAUCGGAAAUCACACGCUCCUAUACAAAGCCGCCGCCCAACAAAACCGUACGCGAUGUGCCCGAACAGAUAUGCGCCGCCAAUGCCAGCUAUCGCCUGGCGGCAGCUAAUAGCUGCGCUACUGCUGCCGCUGCCGCCGCCGCUGCCUCCAACUCGUCAACACCUGCCGCUUAUGCGCUGGCAGCAGCUGGCGCAACAAAAUCCAAACCGAAUGCCAUCACAAAGUUCUUCUCACGCAUCAGUUCGCCCAAGUCGCCCACGUCGCUGGCGACGGGCUCGGGUGGUGCUGCAGCGGCAGCAGCGGGUGCAGCUAUUGUUGUUGCCACGCCCACAACACUGGGCAGCUCAUCGUUAGCAUCAUCAGCAUCGAUGUCAUCGUCCGCCUCAUCGCUGGCCUCGUCCGCGGGCAUGCCCGCCUGUGUCUCACCAUCCUCAUCGGCCUCAUCCCUGGCAGCCGCACCGCUGACCGCCCUGCCCAUUGCCAAUGCGGCGACACUUAAGAGCACCGCCUGCAGCUUUGGCAGCACAGCAGCGGCGACAGCGGGGACGGGGAGCCCCGCCGAACAGGAGCAGCAGGAUGAGACGACGCAAUAAUUCCAUGUUGGGAGCCGUAACAGAUUCAAGAUCUGUCCAAGAACUUCGCGCUGGCACGAAAAGACUGUUUAUUAGUCAGAAUUUAAUUUGUAAACGAUGAGAGGAGACACACACACACACACACACACACACACACACAAACACA